Molecule: messenger RNA, 1093 nt
Organism: Triticum aestivum (bread wheat)
Lineage: Eukaryota; Viridiplantae; Streptophyta; Magnoliopsida; Poales; Poaceae
Product: DNA-directed RNA polymerase V subunit 5A
Exons: 4
Coding region: 88-846 (252 amino acids)
Biological process (GO): transcription elongation by RNA polymerase I; transcription by RNA polymerase II; tRNA transcription by RNA polymerase III
Molecular function (GO): DNA binding
Source: RefSeq, a predicted model, not a curated record
GGCGAGAGUGGCAAAGGGCGCAAGGCUCGUUUGCUUUUCCCUACACCCAAAACCCCAAUUUCCUCCCACCAGAGCACAAAGAAAGAAAUGAAUCAAUUCGCCCCUCAGCAAUCAUCGCUCGCCAUGGACUCAGGGGAGAGCUCGGCCGCCUCCAACGCCGCCCACGCGGCAAUGGCCGUCGACUACGCCCCCGAGGUCGCCGGCUGCGUUUCGUCCAUGGUCGACCUCGGCGGCGCCGCCGGCGUGGAGAGCCAGCGCCUGUUCCUGGCGCGCCGCACGGCGCUGGAGAUGCUGCGGGACCGCGGGUACAGCGUACCGGAGGACGAGAUCGCCCGCACCCUCCCGGAGUUCCGCGCGUGGUGGUCCGAGACGCCCGAGAUCGAGCGCCUCUCCUUUUCCACAACCCUCGCCUCCGACGAGUCCAACAAGGUGCGAAUUGUGUUCUGCCCACCUGAGCCCGUCAAAAUCGCAGCUAUCCGGGAGGUGUAUGUCCGAAUCAAAGAAGAGAACUUGUCUUGCCUGAUUCUGAUUUUGCAGAGCAAAAUAACAGCUAGAGCUAGGGAGUCUAUCAAGGAGAUGUUCAAAUUCAAAGUAGAUGUAUUCCAGAUCACAGAGUUACUGGUGAACAUUACUAAGCAUGUCCUGAAGCCCAAGCAUGAAGUGCUGACUGCAGAAGAAAAAGCGAAGCUCCUGAAGGAGUACAAUGUGGUGGAUUCACAGUUGCCUCGCAUGCUAGAGACCGAUGAAGUUGCUCGCUACUAUGGCCUUGGCAAGGGAACCGUGGUGAAAUUCACAUAUGACAGCGAGCUCACCGUUGACCAUGUGACAUACAGAUGUAUCUUCUGAUGGAUCCGUUUGGUUUCCAUGGGAUGAAGGUUGCUGUAGGCCAAUGUACUAGCCUACCGUGUUGUCUUCUGUUAGGCCUCGCGGCAAUGUAGUUAGAAAACUGUUCCCCAUCCUAAGCUAUCUGGUAGUCAGUUUCAGAUGUUUCUUAGAAAGUCUGGCACAAGUUUGUUUCCGUGGUCACCGCAUGUCUUUGAAAACUGAAAUGUGUCGUGGAUAGUCGCUCAAAUGUGAUUGUGGGGUUGUCACU